AUGAGUUCCGGUAUUGGAAGUUUGGUAAAGGCCAUCUUUAAGAACUUCGACGUUAUCGCUGGACCUAUUAUUAGCUUGGUUUAUCCUCUAUACGCAUCAGUGAGGGCAAUAGAGUCGGGAACUUGAAUCUGCAUCUUCAGAACUCAUGGAGACGACAAGCAAUGGCUCACUUAUUGGGCUCUUUAUUCACUUAUAAAACUCUUUGAGCUCACUUUCUACGGACUCAUCGAAUGGAUCCCGGUAUGGCCAUACGCCAAGCUAGCACUAACUUGUUGGUUGGUGUUACCGGGCUUGAGCAGCGCUGCUUAUGUUUAUGAGAACUAUGUGCGUCCAUUCCUUUUACGCCCACAUAGUGUUAACAUAUGGUACGUACUCGCUAAGAAGGACGAAGAUGACUUACCAGCAGCUGCUGGGAAGUUUACUCCGGUGAACGAUUCUGGUGAGCCUACAGAAAAGCGUGACCUUUCGGUGGAUAAAUCAGCCAAAUAUGUUGGUCACUCGGCCUUCGAUGAUACAUAUGUAUACUAG
Molecule: messenger RNA, 528 nt
Organism: Raphanus sativus (radish)
Lineage: Eukaryota; Viridiplantae; Streptophyta; Magnoliopsida; Brassicales; Brassicaceae
Product: HVA22-like protein b
Exons: 6
Source: RefSeq, a predicted model, not a curated record